CUGGCUGGAGUAUUCCUCCUUAAAAACCCUCUCUGAAAAUGUCAUGUCCCAACAAUGUGACUUCCAACUCGUUUUUGAUGGACUCGUUGGCCGGUACCUGUAGAGGGGAGAAUUAUUCCUCCAGCCAAGGGAUGUACAUGCAGCCUGGGAGCGAUUUCAGCUGCGGAGUCAUGAGGAACUGUGGAAUUAUCCCGUCUCUUUCCAAAAGGGACGAGGUGAAUAGCGCUACCUUGUCUCUCAGCACCUAUCCAUCUUACCUUUCUCAGCUAGACACUUGGUGUGACCCCAAAAAUACGUACAGGAUCGAGCAACCUGUUGCAAGACAGCUCCCAUCCUGCUCCUUCCCAACUAAUGUCAAGGAAGAGAAUGUUUGCUGUAUGUAUAACGCUGAUAAAAGAGCAAAAAAUGCCACAGAGGCAGCCCUCUACCCCAACCAAAUGCCUGAGUCUUGCCUAAAUGACCAUGAAGUCCCCGUUCCUAGCUACUACCGAGCGAGCCAAGGUUACCCCUCCAUGGAGAAGACGUCAAACUGCAGCAAUCCAAAUGAGUUUGAGGCAAGUUUUGAAUCCAGGGCGAGCCUGAACCCAAGGAAUGAGCAUCUGGAACCAGCACCACCACCACCACCUCCUCCUCCUCCUCCGCCUCCCCCGGUGGCUAAAGUGAGUUUCCCCGAAAACACAAAAACAGAUAAUACUCAGAACACAUCCACGAACGAAAUUAAAACAGAAAAAAGCGCCCCAGCACCCAAAAUAAGUCCUUCGGAAGCAGAGAAAGAGCUGAAUAAAAACACUGACACCAGCACUGACAAUUCUGACAAUGAAGCUAAAGAGGAUAUAAAGGCAGAAAACACUACAGGAAAUUGGCUGACAGCAAAGAGCGGAAGAAAGAAAAGGUGUCCUUACACCAAGCACCAGACGCUGGAGCUGGAGAAGGAAUUCUUGUUCAAUAUGUACUUGACCCGUGAGCGCCGCCUGGAGAUUAGUAAGAGCAUUAACCUGACAGACAGACAAGUCAAAAUCUGGUUUCAAAACCGCAGGAUGAAACUCAAGAAAAUGAACAGAGAGAACCGAAUCCGUGAACUGACUUCCAAUUUUAAUUUCACUUGAGUGUGCUCCAGCCCCUGUGCAGGCGAGGGAGAGGGGAGAAAGAGAGAGGAAAAAAAUUAAUAAUAAUUAAAAGCCUUGUGCAGUUUGGGGGGUUAUUUUAUUUUAUUUUAAUAUCCCCCCCCCCCCCCUUUCUUGGGUAUAAAUGCAAUGCGUAUGCAAAAAUUAAAGGACCUCGAAUGAUUUGGGUAUUUACAGUUUGUAGAGAGAAGAGGCAGCGGUAUGAGCAUGAGGAUAUAUAUUGCAUCUGUGUUUCUAUGUAAAAUAAAGAUGGAGAUGGUUGCUAAAAGCCAUCUUAUAAAAUGUUUAAGUUAUUUACGUGCAGCACAAACCAGAAGGACCUUUCUCUAUGCAUUUUACGUUUAGGAUAAUAGAUGCGUCCAAAAGUUUGCUUUUCAUAUUCUAGUGUAGUCUGCCUAUUGUAUAAUAAAAAUGACUAAAAGAUGGAUUUCAUAUAAGUGUCUGUAAAUUAAAGUUGCAGUGGGAACAUGCUCACAUCCUGUAGUUAUGCAGUUUCUCCCAAUGAAGUGAUACUAUCUACCAUAUAUUUAAGAAAAAAAAAAAAAAAUUAAAAAAUAAA
Messenger RNA from Pezoporus occidentalis (night parrot), 1683 nucleotides. RefSeq names its product homeobox C10 (gene HOXC10). Gene Ontology annotation, biological process: regulation of transcription by RNA polymerase II. The transcript has 2 exons. NCBI's taxonomy places the organism in Eukaryota, Metazoa, Chordata, Aves, Psittaciformes, Psittacidae. Gene Ontology annotation, cellular component: nucleus. The record is from RefSeq and is a predicted model, not a curated record. Gene Ontology annotation, molecular function: RNA polymerase II cis-regulatory region sequence-specific DNA binding; DNA-binding transcription factor activity, RNA polymerase II-specific. Bases 39 to 1106 code for a protein of 355 amino acids.